Mobula hypostoma (lesser devil ray) is the source of this 4944-nucleotide messenger RNA. RefSeq names its product galactoside alpha-(1,2)-fucosyltransferase 2-like. The transcript is spliced from 2 exons. The record is from RefSeq and is a predicted model, not a curated record. NCBI's taxonomy places the organism in Eukaryota, Metazoa, Chordata, Chondrichthyes, Myliobatiformes, Myliobatidae. Gene Ontology annotation, cellular component: membrane. Gene Ontology annotation, molecular function: galactoside 2-alpha-L-fucosyltransferase activity. Bases 346 to 1452 code for a protein of 368 amino acids. Gene Ontology annotation, biological process: carbohydrate metabolic process.
UCUUGGGAGUCUUUUUCUGUUGUUUUCACGAGCGGUUGAUUAAAAAGCAGUCAGGACCAGCCUUCAACGCAUACCUUCAAGAUCGGCAGAUGUGUGGCAUGAAAGGAAUUGGUCAAUUUAUCAGCAAUAUAAUCAAGGUUUGCUCUAGGGGAGCGGCUUUGUUGAGGGAAGUGCCUUGUGAGAAAAGCACAAGCCUUUGACUCGAGAGUCUUCGGCGAGGAGGCUGAAGGAGGAGACUACGCCACAGUUGCAGAGGGUGAGAAGUGGUGAAGAGCUGACAGGACUUUGAUGGAAGUGUGAUUGAGCUGAGAGACUAGCAGAAGGUCAACGGCAGAGUGUGAAAGGAUGGCCAACUUAGUAACUACUUGCAUAAUUCGAUACAAUGACAAGCCACACUGCUUUGGAAUAUUGCUUCUGCUUUCAGUGCUCUCAGUUCUCAGUGUAUCCCUAUUCUCAGCCUAUUACAAAGCAAAUAAUAUGUCAAUAUUAUUUGGGAAGAAUGACUUCAAGCCGCUGGAAAACAUGACCAUUGUGAUGAGCACCAUUAAAACUCCAAAGUGUGAUGAGAAUGAAUCACUCAAAGCCAUCAGAUCAUCCAAAGGCAUGUGGACAAUACACCCGAUGGGGAGGCUUGGUAAUCAGAUGGGACAAUAUGCAACAUUAUUUGCUUUGGCCAGAUUAAACAAAAAGCAAGCCUACAUUUCCCCAGAAAUGGCCAAAUUCCUGUCUCAGAACUUCAAGAUUACACUUCCCACUCUCCAGAAAGAGGUUAAGCAGAACAUUAAAUGGAAAAACUACCACCUGUCUGACUGGAUGGAAGACAAGUAUAAAAAUAUCACAGGAGAUUAUAUUAAUUUUGUGGGAUAUCCAUGUUCUUGGACAUUCUACCACCAUAUCCGGAAUGAAAUCCUUCAGGAAUUUUCUUUUCAUGAGUUCGUCACAGAAGAAGUCAACUUGUAUUUACGGAAAAUAACAGCAUCACGUCAAAAUGUUACAUACAUUGGUGUUCACGUUCGAAGAGGAGAUUACGUGCAUGUUAUGCCCAACGUGUGGAAAGGUGUGAUUGGAGAUAAAAAAUAUUUGGAACAAGCCAUGUCCUACUUCAGGAAUAAAUACAAGGAUGCUGUCUUCAUAGUGGUAAGCAAUGGAAUUGAUUGGUGUCAGAAGAAUAUAGAUGUCUCCAAAGGCGAUGUCUAUUUCUCAGGAGAUGGAAAUGAAUCAAAUCCACACAAGGACUUUGCCAUUCUUGCCCACUGUAAUCACACCAUAAUGACCAUUGGCACAUUUGGCUUCUGGGGUGCUUACCUUGCUGGUGGGGAUACUGUCUACCUUACAAACUUCACUUUGCCCAACUCACCCUUCCUAAGAGUGUUUAAGUAUGAGGCAGCCUUCCGGCCAGAGUGGAUGGGGAUUAAUGCUGAUCUUUCACCUCUUCUGGUCAAGGCGCCUUAAUGUUUAAACAACAGUAUUUCAGGCGGAGUUUCAUCCGAAAACAAGACAAGUUUAAAAGAAAAGCAAGAAAUGAAGUUUAUGCCUCUCUUCCUCAGUUCUCCCAUUAUGCUCUUCCUGGGUCCACAAGCCAAUCCAAUCAGUUAUGUCAAGCAUUUACAUUUUAUCCUUCUUAAUUUCUUAUAUUUAAUAAACACACAGAAUUUAUUCAUCUAUGCCAUGCAAUAAUUCAAUUAUGACAUCCUGUGGUAACUAUUUUGUUGCUAAAGUGAUUUAGAAUUACAGAAUUAUCCAUGAUCUAACCCAUGGUCCCUGUACAAGGGUCAGCUCUGUAAGUGAGCUCUCCAAUUGCUCUCAUAACCCACCCUUUCCCAACUGCCCACAAAUCAUUUUUCUCCAUCAGUAUUUAUCCAAUUCCCUAUCGGAAGUGCCUUCAGUCAUCUGUUCAAGUUGUGCACUCCAUCCAGAGCCCAACAACCUGAUGCAUAAAAAGUCCCCACUGAGAUAUUCCUCAGACUAAAGAGAAUUAAUGGGAGGUGAUCAAUAGGUUCAAUAGGUACAUUUAAUGUCAGAGAAAUGUAUACAAUAUACAUCCUGAAGUUCUUUUUCUUCGCAAACAUCUACAAAAACAGAGGAAUGCCCCCAGAGAAUGAAUGACAGUUAAAUGUUAGAACCCCAAAGCCCCCCAGCUCCCCCCUCCCACACAUAAGCAGCAGCAAAGCAUUGACCCCCCUUCCCCAACCAGCAAAAAAAAGCAUCAGCACCCCCCACCGAGCACUCAAGCGUGCAGCAAAGCACCAAUAAACACACAGACUUGCAGUACCCCAAAGACUACUCGUUCACCCGGUAUUCGACAUACCACAGGCUCUCUCUCUCCCUAAUAAGGGAAAAAGAGAUGUCCCCAUUUCACAGCAAGAGGGGAGACAUAACAAAACAACCUGUUGGUUUACAGAUGCUAAAAGUCUGUUGCGUCGCUUUUUCCGAGCCCUGUUCCCAAAGAUCUCAGGUCCCUGGGCACACAGCCAACAGCCAGCUCGCUGCUUUCGAUCUUCCGUGUACUCCCACGACACACCAGUUUUCUGCGAUGGCACUGACCUCGAAUCUGCCCACCUCCAGAGCCACGAAAAUCCGGCACCGUGAAGGCACGCUACUCUUCCAGGCAGUGUCUUUGGUAUAUUGAAAACCGGCCAGUCAUGGGGCCCUGAGAGCAGGUCCCAUUCCUGCAAAGAACCAAAGUCAGCGUGUAUCUCCAAGUCUGGGUCUUCAAAAGAACCCUGAAAGGGGAAAAAAGAGAUACUAAAGAUAGAAAUAGAACUGUUUCAACAUUAUAAGAAAAUGUUGAGAGUCAAAGAGAAACGGUAGGAAAGUUACUAACUGAAGUGUGUGUGUUGUUCCUCUCUGCGCCUUGUGGCUCAUCGGGCAGUGCCCUUGCCAUUGUCUGAUUUUCAUGAGACUGAGUUACAGCUCGACGCUCAACUCGGCACAGAUGGAAAGCAUGCAAGGAGCCAGCCAGAUUUGAAACUGGGACUAUUCACCUCAGAGUCCGGUGCAGAUGCCACUACGCCAGCAGCCCGCAUUUGUUACUUACUACUUAGUAAAUAUUUCUCAAAGUAAUUCAUGCUCAUAAUUGAUUUUUAGUGUGCAGGUUAACACAUCCGCCAUUCCAUCUAUUACAAACUAUCCCAGAGUGUGCAGAUCACCUUACUGACAGCAAGCAGCAUUUAUGAGGUCACAGCGUUAUAUGUUGGUAGAAAUGCCAGGGUAUUGUGUAAAUAACCUGGUGCUGGUUUGCGGACUGGCUGACACUUCUUGGUGUUGAAUGGAUGACUUUGAGUAAGCUGGAAAGAGAGGUUGGUGGUCAGUAAUGGAAACCAAACUUUUUUUUAAACGAUCAAUUGAAGGUGGCAGUGAAUUCCAUCACUAACGCCUGCCUUCACUGGGAGAUGGUUGUGUGAGAUAGGGAAAGAAUGGUUGAUGAUCAGGACCUCAGAUCUGAUAUCAAACUCUUGGUCUACCUGAUAGCAAUGAUUCCUGACCUCCCAUAAGCUUCUGCGACCUGGACUACAUCUGAAGGCACUGAAAAACACAACACAAACUCCUGAAAGUACUCAGGAAUGACAAGACAACUAACAUCAGUGUUAACUCCAUGGUCACUCGGCAAUGUUGGGCAGACUGUAUUGCUCAUUUGCUCAAUUCCUGAAAUCCCACUUUAAUCAAAGCUCUGUUAUGGAGAUCACCAGAUGAACAGAGGAUGAGAUUCUAAGAUGUGCUCAAAGCUUCCUCGAAAUAUGAAAUAAACCCAGGGACUCCUGUGUACUCCAAGAUAAGAAGCAUUUGGGAAGAUAUUGGAAACCUUGAGGCCAAGUACCAGUAAGCGCUUUCAGAUGCAGUAUAGAUGGCAGCAACACAGACAACCUCGUAGUCACCCAAACCCACCCAUUUGCUCUAACAGUCUCCAAUGGCUUCCACAUUGACCUCAUUAGCCACCUCAGAACCCAUAGAACCAGAGUGGAAACCAAUCAUCCUCUAUCCCAAGCAGCUACCUAAGAUUGGGAAACAGCGGUCAGACAUAAAAGUUGAGUAAAUCUACUCCUUUUGAUGCACUUGGAAGUCCAUAAAAGAAAUCAAGGCUUAAAGAAUAGAACAUAUAGAGAGCAGUAUAGCACAGGAACAGGCCCAUACAUCAGAGUUUUGACCCAGAUGUUGGCAGUUCCUUACUACCUACAGAUGACACUCAACUCAUUGAAUCCUCCACCAACUUGUUGCUGAAAAGGCUUCACUAGUCGUACAAUGGUCCUUUCAUUACCAAUUACUGCCUCCAAUUUUGGUUACCAAAUUAUGUGAAAGUGUGUUCAUAAAGGAUUAAAAUUCACUUUGAAUAGAGCUUGGAAUACAAUUGGAGGUGGGAGUAAUGGAGGAAGGGGAGAGCAAUUGAAGGAUGCAUGAGGAAGUGAGCAAUUCCACGUUCACAGCCAGCUGAGCAGAAUGGUAGCUAAGCAAACAGCAGCACAAGAAAAAACACUCCAAAUAUUUAGCCUGAAAGGAAUUUUUUCAUAAUCAAAAGCAGAAGAGGUAACCCACCUCUUUGGUCUGUUGGACGAAUGUACAGGUCAACUGCAGACAGAGGAGCUCAAAGAUAAUCUUCUGCCCCAUGAUCAGCAAGGGAACAAGGGCCAGCUAGUAUAAUGGAAGUUAGAGUCAUGCUUCAGACUAUCUUCUGAAAAACACCAGCCAUCUGAGUAAUAUUUUGGUUCAAGUUAGUGUCAGCAGUUACUGAAAGGCUGAUAUUUAGUCCAUUUUUUAAAAUUAUUUUCUUAGCUAUCAGAAAUAGCUUUACUUUUUAGUUGGACAUAUAGGGUCACUGGAAAAGCAGAAUUUAUUACAUGUGGUCUAACAGAUAGGAGUGGACUUUCAACCAAUGGAAAAGCUUUAAUCAUAGAGUGAAAUUAAAGAUUGAUUUAUGGUUUUCAUUUGCUAACUUUUGAAUAAAGCACA